GGAUGAACAAAAAGUCCCAAGACAAGGACAACACUUAUAAGCAAGGAAGGUAACACAGCAACGAGCAGACAGAUGGACAGACUGGAUACUGUGAAAAGCAAUCGCAGGAAGCAGACUGUUGGGGGAUGUGCGCAUGUUUGAUAGCAUCUUUUUUGCUGAAGUGAUGGCGUGCAAAAACUAUUUUAUGUGGGUAUAAUCCUCGCACCAUAAAUGGCCUGACCAAGGAAGUGAGCUAUUUGCAGACAAUUACUCAACAUGAGCAAAAGAAAAUGAAUACCAAAGAAUAGCAGUGGAUUAAAAAACGAUCGGAAAAGCUUUUUGCUUGGCCAUUGUCUCAUAUCCCAUCAUUGGAUUCUUACAACAUGCUUCAGUGGAGAAGACGACACUGCUGCUUUGCAAAGAUGACCUGGAAUACCAAAAGGUCUCUGUUUCGCACCCAUCUCAUUGGCCUGAUCUCUCUUGUAUUUCUUUUUGCUAUGUUUCUGUUCUUUAAUCAUCAUGACUGGCUACCAGGCAGGGCUGGGUUCAAAGAAAAUCCCAUGGCUUACACUAUACGAGGAUUUAGAUCUACAAAAAGCGAGACAAACCACAGCUCUAUAAGGAACAUGUGGAAAGACACCAUACCUCAGACGCUCAGGCCUCAAACUGUCACCAACUCCAACGACACGGAUCUGUCACCACAAGGAGUAACUGGUUUGGAAAAUACCCUCAGUGCCAACGGAAGUAUUUACAACAAGAAAGGUACUGGGCAUCCGACUUCAUAUCAUUUCAAAUACAUCAUCAAUGAGCCUGAGAAGUGCCAGGAGAAGACCCCUUUUCUAAUAUUGCUCAUAGCUGCAGAGCCAGGCCAGGUAGAAGCUAGACAAGCUAUUCGACAAACCUGGGGUAACGAAAGCCUGACACCUGGCAUCCAGAUUGUUCGUAUUUUUUUGCUGGGGUUAAGCAUCAAGAUAAAUGGAUACCUCCAGCGUACCAUACUAGAGGAAAGCAGACAGUACCAUGACAUCAUUCAACAAGAGUACUUAGAUACCUACUAUAAUUUAACCAUUAAAACUCUGAUGGGAAUGAACUGGGUUGCAUCUUACUGUCCACAUGUUCCGUAUGUUAUGAAAACUGACAGUGAUAUGUUUGUCAAUACUGAAUAUUUAAUACACAAGCUUCUGAAACCAGAACUUCCUCCAAGGCACAAGUAUUUUACAGGUUAUUUAAUGAGAGGUUAUGCACCUAACAGGAACAAGGAUAGUAAGUGGUAUAUGCCACCUGAUUUGUAUCCAAGUGAACGUUAUCCUGUAUUCUGCUCCGGAACUGGUUAUGUUUUUUCUGGAGAUUUAGCAGAAAAAAUCUUUAAAGUCUCCUUAAGCAUCAGACGUUUACAUUUAGAGGAUGUAUAUGUGGGGAUCUGUCUUGCCAAGCUGCGAAUUGAUCCUAUGCCUCCGCCCAAUGAGUUUGUCUUCAAUCACUGGCGAGUUUCUUACUCCAGCUGUAAAUAUAGCCACCUAAUUACCUCCCAUCAGUUCCAACCUAGCGAACUGAUCAAAUACUGGAACCACUUACAACAAAAUAAGCACAAUGCCUGUGCCAAUGCAGCAAAAGAAAAAGCAGGCAAGUAUCGCCAUCGUAAACUGCACUAGAAGGACAACACUCCCUCUGUCAAAUGUACUCCAUGUGCAAUUUGUAAAUACUGCUGAACGCAUGUACAGUGAAAAUGGAUGAGCUUAAUGGGACAGCCUUUAGUUGAUCCCCAUCACAUAGUGGAGUCUGAAAAUUA
Molecule: messenger RNA, 1768 nt
Organism: Haliaeetus leucocephalus (bald eagle)
Lineage: Eukaryota; Metazoa; Chordata; Aves; Accipitriformes; Accipitridae
Gene: B3GALT2
Product: UDP-Gal:betaGlcNAc beta 1,3-galactosyltransferase, polypeptide 2
Exons: 2
Coding region: 363-1631 (422 amino acids)
Cellular component (GO): membrane
Molecular function (GO): N-acetyl-beta-D-glucosaminide beta-(1,3)-galactosyltransferase activity
Source: RefSeq, a predicted model, not a curated record